CAGUAACAGAUUCAGCUGCUCCUGUUGACGCCGCAAAAAGACACAAUGGACUCAACUCCAUCACCCACGCCACACUCGUUACAACUUGUGGCCCUCUCACAGUUCAAGCCCUCCGCCUCCUCUCGUGCCUGGGUCUCGAUCCCUAAUGCAAACGGCUUACCAUUCCUUGCGACUGCCACCUCUGACAAAACGGCACGGGUCUACUCCCUCGUAGACUUUACUCUCCAUUCCACUCUUGAAGGUGGACACUCGCGCUCUGUGAGAAGUGUGGCGUGGAAACCGCAGGUUAGUAAGAGCACCGAUGGCACGAGAACAUUGUGUCUUGCGACGGGCAGUUUCGAUGCUACAAUGGGGAUCUGGAGACGGAGAGAGGGUGUCGAGGGAGGGAAAGAGAAUGGACAGCUAGAGAUUGAGAGGAGUGAUGGGGAGGAUAACGUCGAUGGCCUAGAGGUGGAGAUCACUCGUGCGGGAGCCAAGCGCUCGGGCUUUGAAGACGAUAAGUCAGAAAGCGAAGACGAUUGGGAGUUUGCCCUGGUGUUGGAAGGGCACGAGUCCGAGAUUAAACAUGUGGCAUGGUCACCAUCCGGUCAAUGGCUUGCGAGCUGUUCCAGAGAUAAAAGUAUUUGGAUCUGGGAAGAGAUUGGGGAAGAGGGAGAAGAUGAAUGGGAGACGAUCGCCGUUUUGCAAGAACAUACAGCGGAUGUGAAGUGUGUCUGUUGGAGAGAAGAUGAUGGCAACGGAGAAGUCCUCGCGAGCGCAAGUUAUGAUGACACGAUACGGCUAUGGAGAGAGAUAGAUGGGGAGGGAGAAUGGGGUUGUUUCGCUGUUCUAGAUGGCCAUGAGGGAACAGUCUGGAGUCUAGAGUGGGAGCCGGCAGUCAGUCAGAGGUUAUUCGGGAUGGAAUCUACAACGGAUGAGGAUACUCCGAAGAGAACACCACGUCUUAUGUCCUCUUCUGCUGAUACGACAAUACGUGUCUGGACGCUUCAACCAGCACCCCCACCGCCAAAUAGGCCAUCUUAUUUCAACCCUUCUAUACCUAGCACCAUGCGUCCCGCACCUGUGGAGGAGACUUGGACCUGUACUGCUAUUCUUCCAAAAGUCCACGACCUCCCUGUCUAUUCUAUCAGUUGGAGCAAGAAGACCGGCCGUGUGGUAUCCACCGGCGGUGAUGGAAGAGUAGCAGUUUACGAAGAAAUCACUAAGGGAAGAACUCGAGUAGGCGGAGAGAUUGAGACAGAAUGGGUAGUGCUCGGGGUUUUAGAAGGAGGUCAUGGACCUUACGAGAUCAACAACGUGACCUGGUGUACCCGGUUUGACCCUGGGAGACAACGAGACGACGAGGAGAUAGUUGUUACGACCGGAGACGAUGGUGCCAUAAGAGCGUGGAGUAUCCUUGAUAGCAAAUAAUCGACUAGCAAUCAGGCUCUUGAAGUUCUUCUAUCUAGAGCCCGAUAGGAAAAAUGGCUACCGCCUAAGAGAUCAGUCUGUGCCCAGGGUGUGCAGCGUCUCAUCCGGCCAAGGCCACCUCUGAAAUACUCGGCCUUAGAUGGUCGAGAAUGAGAGCAACAAUUGCUAUGGAUAAUAUAUAGGGUGCAAUGGGCACGAAGAAUGAUUGCCCUGAAAUGGCGAUAUAGCUUGUACAGGAUGUACUGUUACUCUGUGUACUGGUUGCCCAACCACUACAACAAUGAUAUAGAAACUCAUACGCUUUGAACCUGUU
This is a messenger RNA of Amorphotheca resinae ATCC 22711, 1723 nucleotides long. RefSeq lists its product as hypothetical. Gene Ontology annotation, molecular function: protein binding. Gene Ontology annotation, cellular component: cytosolic [4Fe-4S] assembly targeting complex. The record is from RefSeq and is a predicted model, not a curated record. NCBI's taxonomy places the organism in Eukaryota, Fungi, Ascomycota, Leotiomycetes, Helotiales, Amorphothecaceae. The coding region runs from base 46 to 1410 and encodes 454 amino acids. The transcript has a single exon. Gene Ontology annotation, biological process: iron-sulfur cluster assembly.